Molecule: messenger RNA, 2496 nt
Organism: Aspergillus steynii IBT 23096
Lineage: Eukaryota; Fungi; Ascomycota; Eurotiomycetes; Eurotiales; Aspergillaceae
Product: threonine/serine exporter family protein
Exons: 1
Coding region: 1-2496 (831 amino acids)
Biological process (GO): transmembrane transport
Molecular function (GO): transmembrane transporter activity
Source: RefSeq, a predicted model, not a curated record
AUGUCGCAUUCACGCCAGGACAGUGCGUCUUAUGGGCUGCUCGGCCAUCGCAACAGCGACGAGGAACAUGGUUCUCCAGAAAAUGGCCCAAGUCGCGAGGAGUCUCCUCCACCUAAUUCCGAAAGACCCGCCAACGAUGGCGCCGAAGAGCAGCAGGAAUCGUCUCGCGCCGGCCGAGUGCGUUUUCAAUCGUUCAGUCGCAACAACACCCAUGACACUCUGAGUCCAAUUGCUCGACCGCCCAUGUCGCGAUUCAAUUCCGACCAGUCCGUUCAGUCUUUUCGAUCUAUUAUCCCGACGGCCGCCCGGUCUACUGACAUCUCGGAUGCCUUCCGCUCGAAUUCAUUUGAGCCUGAACCGGCGGAGGAGGCGAGGCACACGCCCAAUGCUGGCUCGUCCUUCCCGUCGGAUACGUCGGAUGACUCGGAAUUGAAGAAAGAGAAAGAGGCCCAUGAGCACAUGACAGCCAAAGAACGAUGGCACGCGGCCAGUGAUCUGAUCCGCCAGAAGACGACGAAACUCGGUGAACGGCUAGGUCGACCCCUCGACGAAGGCGAUCCGCUCGGUGCUUCGUUGUUGCCGGAUGACCUCGAAGGCGGCAUGUCGCAGCGCGAGAUGUCGGAGAAAACGCGACACAUUAUCGACAUGCCCACGGGCGACGAAACGCCGACUGCUCCCAGCGCAGAAGCGCACCGUCUCGUUCGCCGCAUGACGCAAGGUCAGAUGCGCCGACGACGCCCCCGAUCGGCCUACAUGCGGUCGGGACAGAGCACCCCGGAGGGUCUCGGCCGUCCCGAUUCUUGGUACAACUCCCGACCGCGAUCGAUCAGCGGCGGGGGUAUUCUCUCGCAGCUGCUGAAGCUGCAGGCGGGCGCCGCGUCGAGCAAAGACAGCCUGUCUGUGACCGAUUCGUCCGAUAGUGAAUCGCAGAUGUCCUCGGGGGCUGCCACGCCGAAGAAGGACAAACUGAAGUGGUACAAGAAGCCAAACCACAAAUCGACUGCGUCCCUGGUGGAGGCGUCGAUGAAUUUGAGUCGGGCCAGUUUGCCCGCCGGGGCCGACGCCAUGUCGGUUGCGACGCCCAAGCGAGGCAAGAAGAAGGCACAUCAGAAAACACGCCUGGAGGACGAGAUCCGCGUCACGGUGCAUAUUGCGGAGAUUCUGGCGCGGCAGCGAUACAUCAUGCAGCUUUGCCGCGCGCUCAUGCGAUAUGGCGCCCCCACUCACCGUCUCGAGGAGUACAUGCAGAUGACGGCGCGAGUGCUCGAGGUGGAUGGCCAAUUCUUGUACCUGCCUGGAUGUAUGAUCAUGUCUUUUGAUGAUCCCACGACGCGCACGGCCGAGGUCAAAUUGGUGCGUAUGGUGCAAGGUGUGGAUCUCGGUCGCCUGGCUGAAACGCAUAAUGUGUAUAAAAACGUGGUCCACGAUUUGAUCGGAGUCGAGGAGGCGAUUCAGGAAUUGGGUCAUAUCAUGAAGCGGCCGCCGCGAUUCAACAAGUGGCUGAUGAUCCCUGCGUACGGACUGGCUAGUACAGCGGUUGGCCCCUUCGCAUUUGAUGCGCGGCCGAUCGACAUGCCCAUUUGCUUUCUGCUCGGAUCCCUGGUUGGCCUCAUGCAGCAUGUCCUGGCCCCCAGGUCCGUGCUGUAUUCCAACGUGUUUGAAGUUACGGCGGCCGUGCUGACCUCGUUUCUGGCUCGAGCUUUUGGUUCCAUCAAGGCGCCCUGGGACGGAGAACAGCAACUGUUUUGCUUUUCCGCUUUGGCGCAGUCUUCCAUCGCGCUGAUUCUACCGGGAUUCAUGGUGUUGUGCAGUAGUCUGGAACUACAGUCGCAUCAGAUGAUCGCGGGCUCGAUCCGAAUGGUCUACGCCAUUAUUUACUCCUUGUUCCUCGGGUACGGCAUCACGGUGGGCACCACCAUCUACGGGCUAUUGGAUGGCGCCGCCACGUCGGAAAAGACAUGCAAGCGCCUCGACAUAUACGGAAGCACCUACGUGCAGCAUUUUAUCUUCAUCCCCGUCUUCGUGGUUUUCAUCGCCAUCAUCAACCAAGCCAAGUGGAAGCAAAUGCCGGUGAUGAUCGUGAUUGCCAUCUGCGGCUACGUCACCAACUUCUUUAGCACGACGCGGCUCGGCUCUCGGUCCGAGGUGGCCAACACCGUCGGCGCUUUUACGAUUGGAUUGCUCGGAAAUCUGUACAGUCGGCUGUGGCACGGACAUGCCGCCACGGCCAUUCUUCCCGGUAUCUUCGUGCUGGUGCCGUCCGGCCUGGCGUCCAGUGGCUCGCUGAUCGCGGGCAUCAACUACGCCGAUCAGGUGCGCGAAAAUCUCAGCAAGGGCAACGGGUCGGCGGUGGACGAGACCAGCCAGGACACGUCGAUCGCUAGUCUGGGCUUUGGUAUGAUCCAGGUAGCGAUCGGCAUUACGGUCGGACUGUUUAUCUCUGCGCUGAUCGUGUACCCGUUUGGGAAGCGGCGCAGUGGAUUGUUUAGUUUCUAG